UGUCGAUUUCGGUCGUAUGUUUAAUACGCGGAAAAUCGCGUUGUCAAUAAAUUUUCGAUCGGCGACCAUGUGGACAUCCACGGUGUCUGUGACCCGUUAUUGCUUUCUGUUGGCUGUGGUCCAAGGGAUCGCCGCGGCCGGUUCGGAAUCCGCGUCGCCGGCCCGGGCCGCCGUGCAGGGCACGCCGCAAACGGACGACGACCGGUUGCCUCGAGACACGGAACCGCUAGCCUACGGUCUGCGAUUGGUGCCCAGCUACGACAAACCGUCGGACCAGUAUCAGUUCGGCGGGCAGGUGGAGAUCCUGAUCAAGGUGAACGAAAUCACGCCCAACGUGACGCUCAACGCUCGUGACAUGGUCAUCAAGAGCGUGGCCGUCACCGAGUACAGCACGCAGACCGACCUGGAGAUGGACGCGUUCGUCAUGGUGCCGGACGAGGAACGGCUGGUGAUCAGCACGACCAAGAACCUGUUGGCUGGACGUCGGUACCAGGUCAAGAUCGUGUUCCAGGGAAUGUUGAGGACCGACAUGACGGGAUUUUACCGGAGCGUGUACAAGGAACGCAACAAUACCAUGUACGGAACCUGUGACUUUUCUUCCGUGAAUAUAAAAGUUAUCACCUAUUAUUCGUCUUUACCGUUUGAUAAUAAUAAUGAAGCGUGUUGUCCUCAGUUGCCCUCGAAAGAACCUUUUUUUCUAUACCCGUGGUUCUCAACCUUUUUUUCUUUUACGCCAAGGGAUGGCCCUUGUACAUUUUCAAAAAUCUCGCACUCUCUUAAUUUGUUUUAGUAAGCCGUGCAAGCAAAUUUUACAAAAUAACUACGUAUUAUACAAAUUAUACAAAUUAUACAUUAUACAAAUGAAAUUAAUUUAUUGCGCUAUUUUUUAUACGACGAAAGCAAUCGGUAUAUUUGUAUUUAAUGCCGAAAACGGCCGCCGAGGGUAUCUGGUCGACACCCACAAUCCGAUAUCGUGUAAGGGAUGCGACAUCUGUGCAUUUUAAAAAGGUUUUGCGGGCCACUCGUAGAUUUUGCGUUACGUUUGAACAUCAUUUAUAGUAAUAAUCGUAACAAUAUCGGCAGUCAAUUAUCCCCGGCUAUAUUCCGAUUUUUCCCUGGGUUUUGUCGAGUGUCUGUUUCGGAAUGAUUUUCGACCGCGACCAUGUUCACAGGUGGAUGGCCGUGACGAACUUUAAGCCCACGUUCGCCAGAAGAGCGUUUCCGUGUUACGACGAGCCCACGUACAAGACGCCGUUCAACAUAUCGUUGGGCAGGCAACCGUAUCAAAUGUCCUUGUCCAACAUGCCGCUGUACAUGUCUCAAAGGCUGUAAGUAUAGACUCUGACAUCGCGUGAGUGUCGUCUCUUAGUAAUAUUUCGGUUAAAUUUAUUGAGGUUUUUUUUUUUUUUAAUUAUUAUUAUUCUACGGUUGUAUCUGGUGUCUUUAGAUAGAUAAUAGAAACGAAAACGAGUUGACGCGUUAUGCGUAUUUAUAGCCAAAAAACUAAUUACGAAACCGUAAUGUUUUCGAGUAUUAAUAAGAAAUCGAAAAUCGUAAUCGAUUCCUAUUUAAAUUAUAAUAAUCAUUCGUAACAAAUUUCAAGAAAUCUGACUUUUAUCGACGAAUAUUUCCCAGUGUAUUAAUUAUUCGCAAUAUUUGUAUGUAAAUUAUUUUUUUUUCACACCAAUAAUAUCGUGCUGAUAAGGUAUUCGACUUAUUUACUUUAAACUCGAAUUUUUCGCGCAGUUAUUAUUCUAAGAGUGAAAAUCUUUUUCGAAUUUUUUUUUAGCAACGAUAUAAUAUAUUUUAAACUCUGGGAGAAGCGUUUGUUUGCAUUCGAUCUCGAAAAUGUAAAUUAAUCAUAUGUCUAUACUACACCGGUAGCUGAUUAUUCCACUACUUGACAUUAUUAUUAUCUAUACAAUUUGGGAAUGUAUACAAUUUGUUUUUCUCGCAACUCAUAUUCUACAGAAUGACUAACGCGGAGUCCCGUCACGUCCGAAAACAAAGAAAUAGAAAUGAUAAAAGCCGGACAUAUAUUUAUCACACCAUGGGUGGUAUAUAGGUACCACCGUUGUAGGCAAAAUGUUUGGAAAGCGUAUUAUAGUGUACAGGGUAAUUUAGUUUAUCUGUUGAAGGUAACGACAAUUCAUUUUAAUCACAAAAACUAUUCUGAUCGAAACUUUAAGUCUUUCUUACUUUAUUUGUAGAAAUAUUAAUCCAGAAAUCAACGAAUAUAAUACCGAUGUAUCGUCAUUUGAUAUCGGGUUUUUAAAUGUUUUAGUACAACAGUUGAGAUUCAAUAUUUUAAAUAAACGGGCAAAAUAUCCUCAUAUUUGUAAGUUAUUACUUGAAAUAAUCGGAAAAGUUUACUUGUCAAAAGUGUUUCGCACAAAUUUCAAAUAUUUGAAAAUUAUUUAACAAUAUUAUAGGUUUUGACAAAAACCGUGAAAUCAUAUUAAACAUCAGAUUUCUAAAUUUUUUGGAAUCGAUUUUAAUAAAUCAUCAUCAUAACAUAAUGCACAUUAACUACAUUUAUAAAAACAUGAUAACGAUUUUUAAAAAAAAUAACAAAAAUGUUAUUGUGCCGAAUCAACUGAAUAGGUACCGUGACGUUCUCCGACCGAUUUAUAAACGACAUAUUGGUUGAGUUUAUCCAAAAAAUAAAAGAAAAAAAAAAUGAAUGUAAAGAAAAUUAUUUUGAUUUUUACAGCGAGUACUACGGUUGGUGGUUAGACAGUUUCGAAACGACACCGCCGAUACCUACUUAUUUGGUGGGAGGUUUCGUCGGCGUAUUGAAAAAAUCGGAACACUCUAAAGAGACCAACGUGAACGUUUACGGGAGUGGCGAUCACUUGAACCAAACCGGGUACGCGAUGGAAGAAGCGCCGACGUUAUUCCAGACUAUGGAUAAUUACACGACUAUCCCGGACGGCAUCGUGAAAAUGGACUUUGUCGGGAUACCCGAAAUCGACGGCGAAGGCUUGGAGAUCUGGGGAAUGAACCUUUACCGGUAAACGCCGUUUGUAAUACUAUUAUAGUUGGUAUGUAUCAAUCCGAACAGAAUUCUAAUCCGAAAACGGCGCACUACAGGGAAAAGUAUUUGUUCAUCGAGGACGAUUCGAAAACGAAAUUCAAAGAGUUGUCGACCAUGGUCAUGCAGCAACUGCAGAGCAACCAGUGGUUCGGCAAUUUGGUGACUUGCUCGUGGUGGAAUUACCCGUGGUUGAACGAGGGAUUCGCCAGAUAUUUCCGGUACUACGCUACGGAAACUGUGGGUAUUCUUCGGAUUAAAAUAAUAACGACAACACCAUCAACAAUAAGUUGCUUAUCCGCCGGUGGCGUUUCAGGUGAAAUCCGAUUGGCGGUUGGAAGAAAUGUUUGUGGUCGAACAGCAUCAGACCGCACUGGCAUUCGAUCAGGUGCCCAGACACUCGAUGACCGCGUCCGUAAAAUCCACGGAUGACAUCCAGAGUCUGUUUGAUCAUAUAACGUACAACAAAGCCGCGGCCGUUUUGCGAAUGAUCCGGAACACGGUGUCCGAAAAUAAUUUCCACGAGCCCCUCAAGUUGUAUUUGAAAAAUUACAGGUGAGCUUAUCCCGCCAACUGCAAAACGUGAUUUCAAUACUUACCAGUGCUUGAGCUGGAACAAUUAAAGAAUAUGUACUAUGAGAGUUAAAAACGUUUAGUGACUUUUAUAGUUAUUGAAAACAGCCAUGGGGGCCACAUUUCAAACAUAAUUUAAUAAUUAUAGUAAUUUAGAAAAAAAAAACAUGCUCAUAUAUUUAAACUUAUAAUAUCAAUACUUCUGCGGGUUACGUCAUUGCUCGAAGGUAUGUGUAUUUAUUUUAUGUAUGUAUCGCCAUUGAUGAUACUAUAAUAUAGGUAUUUAAUUUUUUAUAAAAUUAUUUCUUAUUUCCGUAAAAAAAAAAUACGGUGUUUAGAUUUUAGUUAAAUUACAUUAAUUUAUAAUCAUACAAGGCACAUGACAAAUAUGCAGAAAAUGAUAAUUGAUUCAAUAGUUUGAGACAGAACGAUAAUAUUUACAACAUUUUAUGAGUUGAUAAUAAAUGUUGUUUGAAAAUAUUAUUGUUUGCAAAAAGAAAAGUUCAUAAUUAAAUAAUUACUAAGGGGAUGCUAAAAAAACAAAAAUUGUACAUUAAGUCUCGCACCCCCGAUUCGAGAACUGAUUUUUAACAUACAAUAUUGUUAAUAUUUAUUAUUAUUUUGCCGCUCGUUUACAGAAACGCCGCGACAAGUCCGAGCAUAUUGUGGUCAGUGUUCGAAAACUUUUAUUUUGACAUCAAAUUUCAGUUGCAAGAAGACGUAUCAUUCACCGAUUUUGUGCACACGUGGACCGACCAGUCGGGCUAUCCCGUAAUAAAUGUUACUUGGAAAAACAGCAUGUACACGGUUACCCAGGUAUGCAGAGUGAUUUUAUAUACCAACAAUUUUCGAACUAACAAUUUCCACGGGUGUUUUUAAGUGAAUUUGAUUCUGUUUCUUUUUAACGAUUGUGGAAUCGUUUAAACUUUAUUUUACAAAUAGAUGCGCAAUUUAUUACUCUUUCCAAUUCUCCCAGUCUAAACAUUAAACUGUCAUAAUUCAUCAGCUAUAAACCUGAUAUUAAUGUUACACAUCAAAGUUUCUAAAAAAAUAUUCUUUAAUCCAAUCAAUAAGGGGGUUCCUAUUUGAAAAACACAAGUAUGUAGUUAUUUAUGGUAUAUGGAGUAGGCGUAAACAAUUAUAAAUGGUUGUAAAAUGAAGUUUAACCGAUUCCACAAUGGUUGAAAAAAAAGUCACCCUGUAUUAUUCGCGCGAGAAUUAAUACAAAAUUACAAUAUAAUAUGGUCGAUUAUCUUAAUAUGGCUCUACGAAAAGUAGUUCGAUAAAUUAUUUCCAUUUCCAUUUCUCAUGUUCAAAAGCCAGAUGUCAAUCAAUUACCUACAAAUAUAAAUUAUACAUUGUACAUAUUGCAAAAUCAAAGCACGUUAUAGAUUCUAAGUAUGUCAAAAAAGCUAUCCGUUUUACAAAGAUGCGUUUUAUUUGCUCGACAAAUACUUUUCUGGUUAAUGUAAAUUCGCCGAUGUUUGUACGUCAUAUCUUAAAUAUUUAGGAUUUUUCGCUUGCAGGCAGUUCUAUAAUAUUCGAACGAUUUUUCGAAAUUCCCGAAACUUUUUCGUUUAAUUUUUCCAAUUUUAUCUUAUAGUCAUUUAAAUGAUGCGGAAUUUCUGACGAUAACACUUUACUAGAAAAUUUUAUUACAAUUUUCAACGUUUUGCCCCAAUUGUCACUUUCUUUUGUUUUUCGAAUUUUGCUGAUUUCUGGAUUACCUUGACGGCUCGACCACAAGGGGAAACCACGAUUCGCUUCAGAAUCGUUUGCUUUGUUUGCAAUGAUUCAGCAUAUACAGUAUUAUAAACUAUCCUCUAUAUCUUACCUUUUCGACUAUCCACGUACAACUGCAGCUGUCUAGUGUCUACCCGCGUGCAGUAUCAAUCUAUUACUAUUAUUAUUAUUAUUAUUAUUAUAAUAAUUUUUUUUGUAGCAACGAUUUUCUGUUUGGCCAUCCAACGACAACACCACCAAAUGGUAUUUCGGCGUCACUUACACCAACAAUACGACUAGAAAUUUCAAUAAUCUCAAUCCGGUCCGAUGGAUGAAACCCACGCUGUCAGCCAUAUACAUACGCGAUCCGAACCCGACCGCCUGGUUUAUAUUCAAUUUACAAUCGUCCGGUACUUAUGUUUAUAACAAUUAUUUUUUCCGGACGUGAUUUAAAUGUUGUUCCUUUUGUUAUUUUGAUAAAAUAUAGGUUUUUACAGAGUGAAUUACGACUCGGACAACUGGAAGCACAUCGUACAACAGUUGAACGUCUCGUACGAGGCUAUUCCCGUUCUAAACCGGGCUCAACUGAUCGACGACUCGUUCAAUCUCGCCCGGGCCUCGAUGUUAGAAUAUUCUACGGCCUUAGACCUGUCCAUGUAUUUGAAAAACGAAGAAGACCAAAUACCAUGGUACACGGCUAUAAACUGUUUGACUUACGUGGUCGAGCGGAUGCGCCGCAGCCCAUACGGUUACGAUUACAUAAAGGUGCCUAGAUAAUAUUAAUGCUAUAUUUUGUUAUACACACGUAUAGGCUCUCUGGUUUCUGCAUUGAAUAAAUGUUACGUAGGUAGCAAAAAAAGCGAUGCGAUUAGCCGUUCCCCAAUGAUAUAAUAUUAUAUUUUUAAAGUGAAUCGUGUUACCUUCGUUCGUAAACAACGAAUAAGAAACCGCAAGGAGAUUCGCUAGUGUAAUUAUUAAAAAAAAAAAAAAAAAACAACAACAACAACUGUUUACUGAUUAGUUUAUCGUAGUGAUCAAUGUGAUGUGGGAUGUAUGGAAGACAAAUAUAUUUUAAGUUGAUUAAAGCGUUCGCGGUCCGGUAAAAUAUUAAAAUUGUAUUACUAUUGCAAUGUCCGUUGUUAAGGUCUUAAAUUCAUUGCAUUACAAACGCAAUCAAAAAUAUUUUACGUCGCUGGAUUAGAAACAAAUUAUGUCCAUCUAUUAUGUAAUCUAAUCGUUUAAACGAUUAGAUAGUGGACGAAAUUGUACUUCAAUGUUAUUAUCAUCGGAUGAGAAGUGGAUAUUGCUGAGGUUUUGAAAGCAUGUAGAAUGGACAGAGACACGCGCAGAUUGAGGACAAGUGUAUAACAUAUAUAUAUAAUCCCAUUUGAGGGGGAUAAAGCCGAAGGAGAGACGAUUCUUGUAUUCCUGCGUAUUGUCUGUAUCCCUCAAGCGUGUAUUUUUGCGUUUCAGUCGUACGUUCGCGAUUUGGCCACGUUGAUAUAUCAGAAAACGGAAGAUUCGGUUUUGAAGCGUGGCGUCCAAGAUCACGUAACUCUGGCGAGCUGGAAUAAGUUUUCGGUGUGGGCGUGCUCGUUGGACAGUAAAGUGUGCACGGAAAACGCAUUAAAAAAUUUCUACUUAUGGUCGACGGGGACCAAGUAAUGACUAGAUGACUGGCUCGUACAUUUAGUGGCGUGCUUUACACAGUAAGUUAAUGUUUUUAUUUCAGGAUAUCGCCAGACAUCAAAGACGCCGUCCUGUGUACCGGUAUCAGAUCGAAAAACAGUACGGAAUCUUGGAUGGCUAUGUUUAAUUUGUACGUGAACACCCAAUCGGGUUCCGAAAAGGACUCGGCCCAAACAGCGUUGACCUGUACGCCGAACACUGUGUUGUUGUACCAGUACGUGAUAAAUAACAUAGCAUGACUACUAUAUGGAUGAGAAGUUAUAUAAAUCGUAUUUUUUUUUGUGUUUAAUUAAUUACAACCGUAAUAGGUGAGCUAAACAAUUUGUUCUGGAUAAUGAGCUAAUAGUAUGCGAUUUUAGAUUCUGAGUAGAACGAAAGAAGCGUGUAGUUUUAUAAAGAUGUUUAUUGCUUUAUUUAUUUAUAUUUUUAUCUAUGCACAACUUUUCUACCAGAAAUCUAACUUCGAUAUGUACCUUUUCUGAAAAGAACUCGAUUUGAGAUAAAUAUGAAAAAACGGGAAUAAUCAUGGGCAAAAUGUAAAAAAAAAAAAGAAACGGGAAAAAUGGUACAACAUUGAACAAAUAUUUACUAAAGAAAAUUUAUAAAUCCUAUUUUUUUCUAUUAUUUUACCAUAAUAUGACAUAUAUAUUGUUGAAAAAGUUUCACUAACAACUGAACUCUACUCAGAAUCGUUUUUUCGUUAGAAAUAUUUUAUCGUUGCUUACAGGUAUAUAUUAAAUUACCUAUAACAGUAGCUGCACCCACUCAUAUUAUUCUAAGACGUCUUUUUUUAUUUAUGUAAUAUUUAUUAAAUAUUCUUAAAAAUUGUGUUUUAAUACAUUUUCGGGCAUAUAAAUUCACUUAGAGUAUUAUUAUUGUCCACUAAAAUUAAACUAAAUAUUCUUUUUCGUUUAAAUAUUUAACAUAUGUUUCGUAAUUUUUUUUUAAAUGUAUAUUUUCAUGAAUUUACUGUCUAUUAUUUCUGUAUGCAUUUAUUUAUUCAAAAAGUUUAAUUUAAUAUGUCAUCGGGUGUUGCACGUAUACCCCGAUAUACAAUCUGUUACAAUUCGAUUUAUUACUUCACAUCUCUAUUCAUAUAUAUAUAUGUAUUCAUUUAUAGUCGUCAUUAGCCCAGUCGAUUCGGUAUCAUUCACUAUUAAAUUUUCGUGAAAUUUAGGUACUUGGGAUCGCUGUUCGAUAGCGAUAAAGGCGGUCCGGUGCACUUACAAGAUUUCAAAGACAUAUGCGCCGCAAUGUCCUUAACGCCGGAAGGUAUCGACGCGUCGACGACGUUUUUAAUGAACAACAUUGCCAAGAUUCUAAAAACAAUGCUUUCCGGAGAGAGUAUCGUCACGUACAUGUACAGGGUUUUAGCUUCAAAAGUAGCCCUCGACAGUGAAAUAAAAAGAGUGAGUGCCAAUAAUGAAGACAAUAUUGCCUUAACCAAUAAAAUGAUUUUAAAAUUGUCGAACAUCCGUUGUAUUUCGAACGCCUAACAUGCUAACACCUCUUUUUGUGUUUCCAUUGAUUCUCCUCUUACACCCUCAAAACUGAUGAAAUCAAUAUUUCACAGUUUUUUCUUUUAUCCACUGGUUUUUUUUUCAGCUGUACGACUUGAAGAACGCGACCGGAUUACCGCCCACGGUGAAAGCGUCUUUCGAUGAAUCGUUUCUGAUUGUGGAACAAAACGUCCGUUGGUACAAUCUUCACCAUGCCACUAUCAACCAGUGGACGGGAGCGCCAAACGAUCCGCCGACCGAAGCACCGACGACAUUGAUGUCCACAAUUCCAACGACAUUGAUGACCACAGCCCCGACGACAGUGACGAGUCCAGCAUCAACGACUCUGAUGACGUCGCAGUCACCGGUAACUAACUCGACGAUGUUGCCGGUAACGAUCUCGACGGAUAUGCCGGUAACGAAUUCAACGGUUUUGCCGGUAACAAACUCGACGGAUAUGCCGGUAACUAACUCGUCGAUGUUGCCGGUAACGAUCUCGACGGAUAUGCCGGUAACGAAUUCAACGGAUAUACCGGUAACGAACUCACCGAUGUUGCCGGUAACGAACUCGACGGAUAUGCCGGUAACGAAUUCAACGGAUAUGCCGGUAACGAAUUCGACGGAUAUGCCGGUAACGAACUCACCGAUGUUGCCGGUAACGAACUCGACGGAUAUGCCUGUAACAAACUCGACGAAUAUGCCUGUAACAAACUCGACGAAUAUGCCUGUAACAAACUCGACGAAUAUGCCUGUAACAAACUCGACGAAUAUGCCGGUGACGAAUGUAACCGGUUACGGUCCAACCAAGUUUGAUUUUGACCACACGACGCCAGUCUCCAUGUCCAGGUGCCCGAAUAGCACUGGGGUACCGUUGUUUAGGGCCAGCUGGCCAGUGACCGUUGUCGUCACCGCCACGGCUUUAUUCGUCCUGAUCCUGUGAACGUGCGAACGUCGAAAUACCUUUUUAUAUUAUUAUUAUUUGUAUUAUUAUUGUUAAUUACCGUAAAUAUUAUUGUACACGAUUUAUCAUUCAUUGUGAUGUGCGCAGUGCUCGCGAU
Messenger RNA from Cinara cedri, 9575 nucleotides. Lineage: Eukaryota; Metazoa; Arthropoda; Insecta; Hemiptera; Aphididae. The record is from the annotation of a GenBank genome assembly.